Varanus komodoensis (Komodo dragon) is the source of this 6220-nucleotide messenger RNA. RefSeq names its product nephronectin (gene NPNT). Lineage: Eukaryota; Metazoa; Chordata; Lepidosauria; Squamata; Varanidae. Bases 207 to 2069 code for a protein of 620 amino acids. The transcript has 13 exons. Gene Ontology annotation, cellular component: membrane. The record is from RefSeq and is a predicted model, not a curated record. Gene Ontology annotation, molecular function: calcium ion binding.
AGGCCCCCGCGCGCCAGCUGCAGCGCGGCGCUGGGAGCGCGCCUCUGCCGGGGGAAGGGAGCCCAGGCGCUGUCUUCCCCGGCCGCCCCGCAUCCCUCCCCAACCUGCCCCCGCCGCAGCCUGAGACGCACCGAGGCUUUUCUUUCUCUCCUUCCUUCCUCCCUCCUUCCUCCCUUCUUCUUCUCUCUCUGUCUCCCUUUCCCAAAAUGGAUGUAUCCUUGAGACUUCUCGUUCUGUCCUGGCUUUACCUGGAGGCGUCUGGGGACUUUGACGGAAGGUGGCCCAGGCAAAUACUUCCCGCAACGGGAUUGUGCCGCUUUGGAAGCAGAGUGGAUUGCUGUUGGGGAUGGGCUCGCCACUCCUGGGGCCAAUGCCGACCUGUAUGUCAGCCUGGAUGUAAGCAUGGCGAAUGUGUCGGACCAAACAAAUGCAAGUGUCACCCAGGAUAUGCUGGAAAAGCAUGCAACCAAGCUGAGCAUCUGUAUGCAGCCUCAUAUGACUGGCCCAGUGAACCACCCUUUUUCAGCCCUCUGGAUCAUCACGCAACAAACGUCCCAUGGAGGGAUCUCAAUGAGUGUGGAUUGAAACCAAGGCCAUGUAAACACCGGUGCAUGAAUACCUAUGGCAGCUAUAAGUGCUAUUGUCUGAAUGGCUACAUGCUAAUGCCAGAUGGAUCAUGUUCUAAUGCCCUCACAUGUUCCAUGGCGAACUGUCAGUAUGGCUGUGAUGUAGUGAAAGGGGAGGUGCGCUGCCGAUGUCCUUCUCCGGGCUUACAGCUCGCAUCCGAUGGCAGAACUUGUGUAGAUGUUGAUGAAUGUGCUACAGGAAGAGUGAUCUGCCCCAGGUUCAGAAAAUGUGUCAACACCUUUGGAAGCUAUAUUUGCAAGUGCUAUAAAGGAUUUGAUCUGAUGUAUAUUGGAGGCAAAUAUCAGUGCCAUGACAUAGAUGAAUGUUCCCUUGGUCAACAUCAGUGUGGAGAUUUCUCGCAAUGUUACAAUACUCAGGGUUCAUACAAAUGUAAAUGUAAAGAAGGGUUCAGAGGUGACGGAAUGAACUGCAUAACCAUUCCCAAGGUUGUGAUUGAUCCGUACAGUGUAUAUAAAGGCAAUACAACCUUCAUGAAAGGAAGCGGUGGCAUGACCAAUCGGAUACCUGAAGCAGGUGGUUCAAGGCAUCCCAUCAAGCCACCGCAUGGGCCAGCAGUGGCUACAGCAAAGCCUGCUCCUAAGCUAACAGUCCGACCCACACCAGGGGAAACAACGCACAAGCCCUUCAUCAGGUUUGUAACGAAGCCUGCCACAACAAAACCAGCUCUGAGGCCUUUGACAAGGCCUCCACCAGUGACAAGACCUCCACCAGUGACGGCCCAUCCAACACCACCCCCAACCCCAAUUAAGCCUUCCACAAGAGUUACAACAAAGGAGCCAGCACAUGGUCCAAGGGAAACUACCCCUCAUGAGACAUUUACAGUUGACAACAGGAUACCAGUCGAGCCUCAGAAGCCACGAGGGGAUGUGUUCAUUCCACGCCAGCCUGGAGUAAGCAAUAAUCUCUUUGAAACUUUUGAAAUUGAAAGAGGGAUCAGCGCAGAUGAGGAUGAAGCAAAUGAUGAUCCUGGUGCUCUGGUUCACAGCUGUAACUUUGAUGGUGGCCUGUGUGGGUGGAUCAAGGAGAAAGAUGAUGAUUUACACUGGGAACCAGUUAAAGACUCCUCAGGUGGGCAAUAUUUGUCCGUCUCUGAACCCAAAGGAAAAGCAGGCCGAGUGGCACGCCUGGUCCUUCCACUUGGCCAUUUAGCUCAUGCAGGGGAUCUGUGCCUGUCCUUCAGGCAUAAAGUGUCUGGGCUACAUUCUGGUUUGCUUCAGGUCUUUGUGAGAAAGACCGGUGUUCACGGACCAGCAGUUUGGGGAAGGAACGGUGGCCAUGGCUGGAGGCAAACACAGAUAAAAUUGCAAGGAUCUGGCCUCAAGAGUGUUAUUUUUAAAGGCGAGAAAGGAAAAGGAAGAACCGGGGAAAUUGCACUGGAUGAUGUAAGCUUGAGGAAAGGCCUGUGCUCUCAGCACCAUUAGUGGUACAGGCAAGCUGUCAAAAGAACAUACUGUUAUUGUCUGUGCUGAGACAGAUGGUGGAUUGCCAUCCUCUUCUCCUUUGUCUUUGUGAAAUCCCAACCUUAAAUAAAGCAAAUUUUCUGUAAGGGCAAGGUAACUUCAAAGCAACGCUGGAGAUUUCCAUUAACAAUUAUCCGAUUCAUGUUAUCUAAAUGAAAAGGGGCUCUUGAAUUAAAAUUAAGGAUGUGAAUAGCCUUUAUGAAGAAGAACAAACUUUGGCUAGACAUCAAAGGAGACAUCGGUAUACACGGAGUUGCCCUGAUGGUCUUCUAUGUCCUUUCCAUUUUGCUGAUUAUACCGUGUGCCAUGGAACUGGUUCAGCUUCAUAAACUGAAAGUAACUCAGGCCUAGCCCUGACCUACAGUUGUGUUACUGCCAUCAACUUUUAAAGAAGAGUGUUCGAUAUAUUUAUGUAUAGCAUUUAUACAUUUGUUCUAUCUCAUUAACAAGAGGCAAACAUAGCGUAGGCACUGCAUCCCUUAAUAUUGCUAGUGCUGUGUUCUGUAUAAAUAUAUUGUAUUUAUACUUGUUGUGCAUUUGCAGAAUCUAGUUGCAAGAUAAAAUGGCAGCUGUGUACUUUCAGGUUAGAUUAGCAUACAGAAAUCCCCAGAGAUAGUCACUUGUUUUCAGUUUGUCACUUGUGAAUAGCUAAUCACUGUCAUUUUGUGUCUUAAGCUCGAAAACACUGUUAUACAGCUCCAAAAAGGCUGAUUCAGCUUCACAUAUAACUGAACAUUGGGCUGGCAUCAAGUGGGCAAGCUUAGGCACCUUCCCAGGGUCCACACCCUCGUAGAGGCUCACUAGCGAGAGCCUCUGAAGCUGCUCUUCUAUUCCCCAAUUGCAGACUUGUUUGUUUGCUCGCCUGUCAUUCUGGUACAGACAGCAAGUGGUGGUGAGGAUGAGGAGUGGCAGAGGUCGCAUCCUGCUUCCUUGCUGCAAAGCAUGCAAGUGGCAGCAGUAAUGGGAAAAAGGCUGAGGGGCCAUAGCUGGUGAUGGUGAUGGGGCAAGGAUAGACUUACUAAGAAAAGGGGCCCACUGAGUUCUUGCCCAAGUGCCCUCAAAGCCUGAAUCUGGUGCCAAGUAGACAUAAUGCCAGGCUGUCUGGUGUGAUAGAACCAUGUUAAGUUCUUAGAUCAGCACCCUUCUGUUUGAAGGAUAGGUGUCUAGACUGGGUGCUAAUGUUGAAACCUGGGCUUGAAAGGUGCUUUCAUGAUACUAAUCAUCAGGAGAACUCUGGCAGGGAUACUUUCUGUCAUGCCAAGAAGCUAUUAAAGGUUAAAAGAACUUUCUUUGGAGCAGGCAAUGGCCAUCCCACACAAAUGAUUGCAGCAGACAGAGUGACACUCAGCUAUUGAUUAGUCUGCUAUGCAUCACCAUAUUGUUUUCUGUACCAUCUCUCCUGUGUCAUCAUCAUUCUUGUAGAGCCAGAGCUGAGACAAGCGGUUAGUUCUUGCUGAACGUGGUAGAAAAUUAGAGAUUGGCUCAAUGUCAUUCUCAUCUUUAAAGUGGAAAGGGUAUGCAGCUAAAUCUCUCCAAUGGCAUAUUUAUUUCUAAAAUUAAUCUAUAUUAUAUUUUCCUCUUCCAUGGUCAUCCCAGGAAGGUGUACAGGAAAAAUAGGAAAAAAGGAAAAAUAAAAAAAUUUAAUAGGAAAAAUAAAAAUACAGUAGUGAAUGAAUGAAACACAAUGCAGUUUCAAUCCAAUGGCAUGGUAUAAUGCUCCAAUCCGAGAGAUAUUAAAAUGGAUUAGAAAAGUUGAAAAGUGUCACUCAAAAGCUUAGAAAAUAAAUGUUAUCACCAGUCACUGAAAUGGCAACUCCAUUGGUGGGAACUGAGUAGCCCUGGACCACCUAUUCCAUUUGCAUGGCACCACCAGCAGAACGUCCAUGGGGCUGGUUGACACCCAUCUAGCUUCAGGUGGCAGUACCUGGAGAAGAGCGCCAGGUGUAAGUUUCAAUGGGUGGGCAGACGGACGCAAGAGCGGACAGGCCCAUACAUUUCAGCCCAGGUGCACAAAGCAACUUCCUAGUUUGAUUCUGAAGAGUUCUACAUGCCCAAGGAUUCCCCUGCAUUCAAAGAACACUCAAGAAGUUCAGCCAUUUGUACAGCCAAGGCAAGUGACAUUCCCACAGCUACACAGGUCAGAGUUCAUGCUAUCAGGAAGUUCAUAGAGAUCAUGCUGAUGCCAGUUUAUGCCACGACGCAACAUAUUUCUUUGGAAUAUGGUAGCUUCUUUUGUGCUUCUCAGACACAUUGGUGGGUUUGCCCAUCACAGCAAGUAACGCUGGCCUCUUCCCACAGCAGGUGGACUUUUGCUUCAACCUACCCAGUCAGAUGGUCACCUGUUUCCGAUCACAAUGCAAUAACUGUACUUCUCACUUUGUCCUCCCAUUGUUGCUACUCAGCCCAGCAAUCCUCACAAGCAGAAUCCCCUUCUGCACUGCUCAUUCUCCGUGGACUUCAGCUGCCCCUUCCUGGUUGGUCCACUGAGGUCUUGAGGCAGGUUCUCCCUCUUCUCCCUCCCAAGUGCACCUGUAUCUCUACAAUGUUUCCCAGUCAUCCCCCAGGGAUGGUUAUUUAUAUCAUUAUUAUUGAAUUGAACAUGAAUAUACACUUUUGCCAUGAUUGCCUCCCUUCUCCCCGUUUCAGAGAGGUAAACAGGGUGAUGGGCACAUUCCUCAGUCAAUAGGAACAAAAGGAACAAUGGUAAGUGGGUACCAGAGCCUGGAUGCUUAGAGCACUACCUUUUGUUGCUGUUUCCUCACUAUCGAGGGUCCAAUGGCGCUCCCAUGUCUAGGCGUCAUGUGAAGCUGCAAACCUUAGAACAAACCACCAAAUCUUUCCAUGGUUUCAGGAAGCCAAACCUACUGCACUGAAAUGCCGUGUUCUUUGGAUGCCAAUGACACAACAGACCAACAACCAUACAGGCUUGCCAUGGCUUUUUGUAAUGUACACACCUGCCCAUUGCAUAAAGUAGAGGUAGUAUUUUUGUUAGAUUUGGACAGGAAUCGUGUUCAUUGAGUCACAGUGUUCUAUAGUUACUGAUCAAACCUGUGAUCUUAAAUGUAUUACAAAGCAGUUUGGGAGAGUGCAAAUCUCAUUGUGGCAACAGAUGCUUACGCAAACAAAGGCUUAUGCGCAUCCCAUGCGGAGUGUGAAGAAUGGCAGUAGCAAUCAUCGCUGCCAAUGCACUUUACAUCAUACAUUUUGUCUCAAUUGAUGCUUUUGGCUAUCUAGAAUUGCAGCUAGUGAGGAGUAGAGAAGGAAUUGGCAUGGAUGCAUCUCCAAGGCCCCAGCCUCCUUCCCUUCUCCUUCUCCCUCUCAGGCUCUGAGGCCCAGUUGUGGCCUUAGGGGGCAGCUGGUGCAAUUCCUUCUGUGCGAGCUGUGAGGGGACAGGUCAAGGGCUUGGCCUUUGGCGUCAAAUGACAGAGGUCAGAAGACCUUAGAGCUUAGACUCCAAAACAUCCUAUGGUCUUCCAGACAGCACUGGGAAUUUCUAUUGCAGUCACUUGCAAAGUCACGAUAUUAGUGGCUAAAACAGAAACAAGAGAAUUUGGAUAUAAAAUUGGGGGAACAUUCAUCAUGACCAAUUCCCACCAAAAUAUUUUUAUUGCAGCCACUUGCAAAGCUGAUUGGGAGAGCUAUUUUCUGUAACAGGUAAAUGCAACUGUGUGUGUUGUUCAUUACACUAUACUAGGCAGAACUAUAUAUUGUCCUUGCAUCCUCAGAACAACAAAAAUGGGGUGUGCCGAAGGGAGCACAUCUAGGCUAGCUGUUUGCAUCUGAUCUGUGUGUGCUGAAAGCUGAGUGGAUGGGCUGGGGCUUUCAGAAGGUAUUUGAAAUCCAAGAUCAAAUAAUGGCAUUCAGAAGUAUGUAUGCAAUAAUUUAUCUUUUCUGUCUUCCUUUACUCUCAGACCUUUUAUCAAUACAAAGAGUUCUUAUUAUAUACCUUAUCUUCUUGGUGCCAGCAAACCUAAAUUGCACUAAGUUCAAAUGGAACACAUUAUCAGAAGUAUUGCAGGAGUUGUUACUGGCUAAUGAUUUAAUAUGGUUUUACAGAAAUGUGUAACUUACCCCAAAAUUAUUCAGAAUAAAGAUAUCUUUGUAAAUUUACA